This is a messenger RNA of Aricia agestis (brown argus), 1835 nucleotides long. RefSeq names its product zinc finger protein 239-like. The record is from RefSeq and is a predicted model, not a curated record. The transcript has 5 exons. Gene Ontology annotation, cellular component: nucleus. Gene Ontology annotation, biological process: regulation of transcription by RNA polymerase II. NCBI's taxonomy places the organism in Eukaryota, Metazoa, Arthropoda, Insecta, Lepidoptera, Lycaenidae. Gene Ontology annotation, molecular function: DNA-binding transcription activator activity, RNA polymerase II-specific; RNA polymerase II cis-regulatory region sequence-specific DNA binding. Bases 64 to 1116 code for a protein of 350 amino acids.
UUGUAAAAUUUAGAUUAUUACAAAUAAUAACACUGAAUUCAAUAAUGUAAUUUAGCCUACAAAAUGAGUCAAGGAAUCUGUUUGGUAUGCUUUUCCGCCACAAGGGUGUUAGAUAUUAAAAACAGUGGUUUGCAGAAUGUGUACGAAGUAUUAUCCGACAGUCAGAUACAAGCUGACUUGCAUCCACUGUGCUACAUUUGCGUUACAAAGCUUCUACAGUGCCAACAGCUUUUAAAACAAAUCAAUAAAGAAAACAGUGAAAAUCAGUCUGAUAUUAAUCCUUUGGUGAGGCUGAAGCUUUGCAAAACUGAAGAGUGGUCGUUACCUCUCGAUUUUGUGGAGAUAGAACUGACUCCAUUAGUCACAGAAAUAGAGAUCAAGAAAGAGUAUAUUAAAGAAAAAUAUGUAGAGGGCGCAGCUGUAGAAUUUGUGGAGAGUCCGGGUCGAGAAUCAAAAAGCCCAGUUGAAGAUGCAAAGAGUGAAUGGAAAAAUUUAAAGGAUUGUUUUACAAAGCAUCACAAAGGUACAAAAUCUACUACGGGACGAGCACCGGCAAAAUAUUUUCACAGGCAAUGGGCGAAGCACAUGGAUAUCAUGAAACCACAUUCAAGCUUUGCGUCAACAAUUACAAACCUGGAGCAACAGUCGAGCUCAGAUGCACAAAGCACCCAUUCGUGCUUGAGUUUACAACGAACGCAGGCGAGGUCUCAUGGAUAUAGCCAGAGAAGACGUCAGAUAUCUUCGGAUAGUAAGAACACGUUUUCAAACACGGACAGAAUUAUUCGGUAUUUAGAAAAUAAGAAAAGUAAUUUUGAUGCCACGGAACUGAUUUUUAAAGGCUAUGCAAAAUCAAUAAAACAAUUUUCAAUUCCACGACAGGCUCGGAUUAAAAUGAACAUUGCUAAAAUGAUUGCGGAGGAAGAGGUUGCACAUUAUGAAGAAACUAUGUUACGAUUCAACCAACCAUCAUCAAAUUACUUACUCUCACCAGUCGGCGCCGCAAACACAUCUCGCAGCUCAAUUUCAUCAGAUCACAAUGCACAGUCAUACAUACAAUCCCAAGAGGCAAACACCAUCCACAAUUCACCAUUUACUCAGUCAACAAAUGACCACUAAAUUACUUUCACCAGUCGCAAACACAUCACGCAGCUCACUUUCACCAGAUCACAAUGCACAGACAUACAUACAAUCCCAAGAGGCAAACACCAUCCAUAAUUCACCAUUUACUCAGUCAACAAACGACCACUAAAUUACUUUCACCAGUCGCAAACACAUCACGCAGCUCACUUUCACCAGAUCACAAUGCACAGUCAUACAUACAAUCCCAAGAGGCAAACACCAUCCACAAUUCACCAUUUACUCAAGUCAACGAACGACCACUAAAAUACUUACCCUCGCCAGUCGCAAACACAUCACGCAGCUCACUUUCACCAGAUCACAAUGCACAGUCAUACAUACAAUCCCAAGAGGCAAACACCAUCCACAAUUCACCAUUUACUCAAGUCAACGAACGACCACUAAAAUACUUACCCUCGCCAGUCGCAAACACAUCACGCAGCUCACUUUCACCAGAUCACAAUGCACAGUCAUACAUACAAUCCCAAAAGGAAAACACCAUACACAAUUCACCAUUUGCUCAAGCCAAUGAAUCGCCACCAGCCCAUAACCAACAAAACUACCCAAAACAAUAAUUAAAUUCAUUCUUCACAAAUUUUAAUUAGGUGUAGCCUGUAGGUACUAUAGAAAACAAAAUUGCCUUAAUCUUUCUUUACCUCGCUUUCCUCUUCUCUCGCUCGUUCGAUCGAACAGUUGCCUAAAAUAUCGCACUCUUGUUU